Molecule: messenger RNA, 1134 nt
Organism: Saccostrea cuccullata (small rock oyster)
Lineage: Eukaryota; Metazoa; Mollusca; Bivalvia; Ostreida; Ostreidae
Exons: 4
Coding region: 5-424 (139 amino acids)
Molecular function (GO): zinc ion binding
Source: RefSeq, a predicted model, not a curated record
UGACAUGGCCAUCUCGAUAAAGUACUGGGCAAAUUAUACUGCCGACAAGCCUAAGCUCAUGAGGAAAUCCGAUAAUGCUGUUACAAGCGAACAUGUUCUUAAGUUUUUAUUCGACAAGGAAACAAAUACCUUACAGGUUGUCGUCCAAGAGUCGAUGAGAAAUACAUCGUACAAAGUCACGGCAACUCUGGCGGAUAGUUAUGCUGUAUGUGCUUCUUCCUGUGAAUGUCCUUUGGGCAAAUUUGUGUGUCACCAUGUUGCAACAGCUUUGUUUUAUGGAUAUAAAUGCGUUAGCAAAACAGAUGUAAAGUGUGGGUGGCUCAAAAAUCCAAAGACAUCUAUAAAAAGAAAUACCAAAACUAUGGAUGAGUUGUUUCCUGCAAGUCGUCCAGAAUACAGCAAUGGAAUGGAUUCUGCAACCUGAGCCACUGCGGCCAGUUCCUCCUGCUCCUAUUAUAGAGGAUCUUUUGACCAAUCCAGAGUUUAUUAAUGCAGAUGCCCCACUUGCUUGGUUACGCCGUGCAAUGAUUCUGUCAGAGGAGAUUAUUAAGUCCACUGCAGAGGCAACGAAAAGACAGAGAACAAAUCCUAUGUGGGCAGUCAUGAGGAAAAAUAGGAUUACUGCCUCCAACUUUGGAGCAGUGCUAAAUCUUAAGCGUAAACGGUAAUGUAUUUGCACAUUCGUAAAUGGUUGUGUUGAUUAAUAUAGAAAGAGUGUGUGGAAACAAUUUAAAGCUAAUGUAUUUGUUUAAUUUAUCCACAGCUUCAAGCUUUUAAUAAAUACAUGCAAAAAAAUGUAAAGGGGAGAAAGAUAAGAAAGAUAGGAGGAAUGAUAAAGAGAGAAAAGGGGAAUUACAUAUCAGAUUCUUUCAAUCUUCCAAAGAUUUCAUUUUUACUAAAGUUUGAUUACUUAUUUUUUUGUGUUAUUUUUAUUAUCAUAUGUUAAAGAAAUUUUGAUAAGCCGAAUCAGAUUAAAGUUUUGUUUUAAUCAAAAGAAAACUAUUUAUUUCAGACUCACUGCUUCUUUAAAGAAGCGUCUCAUGUCGUCCUACAAUUUAGAAAGUGUCAAGUCCAUUGCAUGGGGGAUAAUACAUGAGGAUGAUGCCCUGAAGAAGUACCAGAAUGACUUUGGUG